AUGGGUGUUCUCGAUGUCGUUCCUACUGGCGUUCUGACUGGCGACAAUGUUCGUAAAUUAUUCGAUUAUGCUAAGGAACACCAGAACGUAACUUCGUCUUCAGUAGCGAACGCUGUACUCGAGGCCGCAAGAGACAUCAAGUCCCCUAUCAUCAUUCAAGUCUCCCAAGGCGGGGCAGCCUAUUUUGCAGGCAAGGGACUCCCGAACGAUAAACAACAGGCAUCCAUCAUUGGCGCCGUCAGUGCCGCACACCAUGUCAGGCUCAUGUCCAAAAUCUAUGGCGUGCCCGUCAUUAUGCACAGCGACCACUGUGCCGAAAAACUCCUUCCUUGGUUUGAUGGCAUGCUCGAGGCGGACGAAGCCUACUUCAAGCAACACAACGAGCCUCUUUUCUCUUCGCACAUGCUUGACCUCUCCGAGGAUCCCAAAGAAAAGAACAUUGAGAUCUGUGCAAAGUAUUACAAGCGCAUGGCACCUAUCGGUCUCUGGCUCGAGAUGGAGAUCGGAAUUACGGGUGGGGAAGAGGACGGCGUCGACAACACUGGAGCGGACAACGCGAGCUUGUAUACCCAGCCUGAAGAUGUGUACGACGUAUAUACGACCUUGAGCAAGAUUGGACCCAAUUUCAGCAUCGCGGCGGCGUUUGGAAAUGUACACGGCGUCUACAAGCCCGGGAACGUUAAACUCCUGCCAGACCUCCUAGGCAAACAUCAGGAGUAUGUGGCGGGGAAAGUUCCAGGAUCCAAGAAACCUCUCUACCUUGUGUUCCACGGUGGAUCCGGAUCUUCGAAAGAGGAAAUUGCGACUGCCGUAUCUAAUGGUGUUGUGAAAAUGAAUGUCGAUACCGAUACUCAGUUCGCGUACCUCGUCGGCAUCCGGGACUUCGUGCUCAAGAAGCAGGCCUAUCUCCAGACUCAGGUUGGUAAUCCCGAAGGAGACGAUAAACCUAACAAAAAGUUCUACGACCCUCGAGUCUGGGUUCGUGAGGGCGAGAAGACCCUCGCAGAACGGGUCAAGGUGGCAUGCCAGGAUCUUGGAAAUGUUGAUCGUCUGUAG
Molecule: messenger RNA, 1056 nt
Organism: Laccaria bicolor S238N-H82
Lineage: Eukaryota; Fungi; Basidiomycota; Agaricomycetes; Agaricales; Hydnangiaceae
Product: eu2.Lbscf0012g03030
Exons: 8
Coding region: 1-1056 (351 amino acids)
Biological process (GO): gluconeogenesis; glycolytic process
Cellular component (GO): cytosol
Molecular function (GO): zinc ion binding; fructose-bisphosphate aldolase activity
Source: RefSeq, a predicted model, not a curated record